Vicia faba (fava bean) is the source of this 2796-nucleotide messenger RNA. NCBI's taxonomy places the organism in Eukaryota, Viridiplantae, Streptophyta, Magnoliopsida, Fabales, Fabaceae. The record is from the annotation of a GenBank genome assembly.
AUGGCAGAUAGCGUGGUUACGUUCCUUUUGGGACACUUAUCCCAAUUGCUGCAAAACGAAGUCAAUUUGCUGGGUGGAUUGAAAGGAAAAAUCGAAUCCCUCGUUUAUGAACUCCAAAUGAUAAACGAUUAUCUAAAAAAUUCUUCUGAAGGGAUCAACAACAACAACAAUCAGACUUAUCUGAGUCAGAUCAGAAAUGUUUCCUACUUAGCCAAGGAUGUUAUCGACACAUUCAUCACCAAUGUCGCCUUCUACAAGAACAGGAAUGUGCUGGGAAGAAUGUUUCACAGCUUUAAGCACGCUAAGUUGCUACACCACGCAGCAGAGGAAAUUGACAAGAUCAAAACAACGCUCAACGAGAUACACGAAAACAAGAUCAAAUACUGUCAAGAAAGCAUUGAUCAAUCAACAUCAGCAAGACAAGAGGAGGAGAGAAGGCAAUCAGUCCACAUAUUAAGAAGAGACGUGGAGGAGGAAAAUGUUGUGGGCUUUGUCCAUGAAUCCGAGGUAGUCAUCAAUAGCCUCAGAGAGGCUGGUUCACCGCCACUCAAAGUUUUUUCAAUCAUUGGUAUGGGUGGAUUGGGCAAAACCACCCUGGCACGAAAAGUCUACAACAGUGAUGAGGUAAAGAAACACUUCAAUUGUCGCGCAUGGGCUUAUGCGUCAAGCGAAUGUAGGGCCAGAGAGCUUUUGGUUGAUCUUCUUCAAAAAUUGAUGUCAAAAAAUUAUUAUGAACGUAGAAGCAGCACCACCAAAAAGGAUAAGAAGAAACAAAAGGAAGCUGUGAAUCAAGACAUCUCUAGCUUAAGUGAUGAUGAGCUGAAGAAAAGAGUACGGGAAUGCUUGGAGGGGGAGAAGUAUCUGCUGGUUCUAGAUGACUUGUGGAAAAUACAAGAUUGGGAUGAGGUAAAAGAUGCUUUUCCGAAUGAAAAUGAAGGAAGCAGAAUACUGAUAACCAGUCGUUUGAAAGAAGUUGCCUCGCAUACCGGUCGAGAUCCUCCUUACUAUCUUCAAUUUCUCAGUGAAGAACAAAGUUGGGAGCUAUUUUCCAAAAAAGUCUUUAGAGGAGAACAACACCCUAGUGAUCUUGAGUCUCUAGGUAAACAAAUUGUUAAAAGUUGUGGCGGUUUGCCACUCUCAAUUGUGGUUCUCGGAGGACUUCUGGCAAAUAAGGAAAAGUCGCACAGAGAAUGGUCCAAAGUGUUGGGUCAUGUUAAUUGGUAUCUUACCCGAGACGAGACUCAAGUAAAGGAUAUAGUACUUAAACUCAGUUUCGAUAACUUGCCAGCAAGACUGAAACCAUGUUUUCUGUAUUUAGGGAUAUUCCCUGAAGAUUCUGAAAUACGUGUAAGAAAAUUGUUGCAACUAUGGAUGACUGAAGGAUUUAUACAAGAAACAGGAAGUCGAGAUGCAUGUGAUGUUGCUGAUGACUACUUGUAUGAGCUCAUUGAUCGCAGUUUGAUCCAAGUAGCACGGGUGAAAGGUAGUGGAGGCGUGAAAACAUGCCGCAUCCAUGAUCUUCUCAGAGAUAUGUGCAUAUUAGAGAGCAAAGAAGAUAACUCCUUUCAGGUUUGCACUGAUAACAACAUUUUAAUCUCUACAAAACCUCGUAGAUUGUCUGUCCAUUCUAGCAUAUCUAACUAUGUUUCUUCAAACACUAAUGAUCAUUCAUGUGUUCGGUCUUUGUUUUGGUCUGGCCCAAAUUAUUUCGUUUCUCAUGACGAAUGGAAAUGGCUUACCAAAAGCUUCAAAUUGGUCCGGGUGUUAGAUCUUGAAGCAUCCCCACGUUGGUAUGAUUAUUUUAAUUCUUAUAAGAUUCCUGCAAAUUUAGGGAACUUCAUUCACUUGCGGUACUUAAGAAUAGAUUCACAUAAUUUUAGAAGUGUUCCAGAUUCUAUAUGUAACCUUCAGAAUCUACAAACAUUAGACUUGGGACCUUCAACCAGGAACUACACAAUUUCUUUCCCCUGUGGAAUAUCAAAGCUCAAGCAUCUAAGGCAUGUGUAUACUUUUGGACCUAUCAUGCUACGUGGUCGUUAUUUAGAAUCAAAUGGUAAUGUUAUGUGGAAUCUUCAAACACUCUCUUGCAUCGUGCUUGAUCAAAAAACAACAUAUCUGAUAGAGAAAGGAUGUUUCCCCAAACUAAGAAAAUUAGGAUUGCAUAUCUCCUCAAAAUUCAAGGGUGAUGUGCCCAAAAUGUUGCUGAGCCUACAAAAGUUGAAACAUUUGAAUAAGCUAGAAAUCCUAUUCUACGUGCAUGAUAAUACAGAUCCGCGAUGGGAUUUCAAUUAUAAGCCCGAGGAAAUUUUAGAAAGUUUGAAGCACUUGAGCCAUCUGAGUAUACUGAAAAUUAUCAAUGCAUGUGAGCUUCUAACAUGUGUGACCAUGUUUCCUCCCAACAUUACCAAGUUAACAUUGAUAAAUAGUACUCGUGCGAAUGAAGAUGGGAUGAAUGCUAUUGGAAAUCUCACCAAACUCCAAAGUUUGAUAUUAACUGGAGACUACUAUACGUGUUCAAUUUUUGAUCUUAAUUGUAUUGAAGAUGGGUUCCCACAACUGCAAGAGUUUCAUAUGAAAAACUUAGCUAUCCGAAACUGGAAAUUAGCUAAUGGUUCGAUGCCACACCUUCACAUCCUUGAUAUUCGUAAAUGCCUUGAGUUGGAUAGCCUCCCAAGUGAACUUUUUACUACCUUAACAAAAGUAUAUAUAAGGAGACCCUCCCCGAAAAUACGCACAAUGCUACCCAAUUUGGAAGUUAAGAAUGGAUGUGAAAUCAUUGUAGAGGAAUGGACUUAA